Ixodes scapularis (black-legged tick) is the source of this 1431-nucleotide messenger RNA. Its product is annotated as neprilysin-1-like. Gene Ontology annotation, biological process: protein processing. The coding region runs from base 1 to 1431 and encodes 476 amino acids. The record is from RefSeq and is a predicted model, not a curated record. Gene Ontology annotation, cellular component: plasma membrane. NCBI's taxonomy places the organism in Eukaryota, Metazoa, Arthropoda, Arachnida, Ixodida, Ixodidae. The transcript has 2 exons. Gene Ontology annotation, molecular function: metalloendopeptidase activity.
AUGGUGCACAUCAUGGACAUAAAAGAAGAGGACAAAAUCCUGACCGCUCUUCACAUAAACGACUCAGACUCGACCAUCGCGAGACAAGUGAAAAACGUGCACACAUUCUUUCAAACGGCGCUCGCGAACGUCCCACCUAAGCACAAAAAUCAGGGUUACCGCACGUUAGCGACCAUAGCUUCGUCUACGAGACACAUCACCAGAGGAGAAUGGCUCGGUGUCAUCAACGAUAAUCUUCCGGCACCCAUCAACGCGCAGACUAAAUUUUGCUUGAUCGAACCGAAACUCAUAUGGGUAGUGGACCAGUUCAUGAAAGAGUACCGCGACAACCCAGUACCUUUUGCUCGGUGGAUGACGGUCUUGGUCCACUAUUACUUUGCUUCUGCAAGCUCUUACCCCUUGCAAACUACUUUUCGCAUAUUCAUUCCCAAGUGCCUCAACUACAUGGAGUACCUGGCACCUCACGCCCUAAACGCACUGCUGACAGAAUACAUAGUAAGCACAGACCAUGUGGAAACAACAAAACACAUGUUUCGAUCUAUGAAACAAGUAUUUCCAAAGUUUUUGAACUGGACCAAAAGCGACCAAAAAAACCGAACCCUAAAGAGCAUCAAGAACCUCACAGCUGUCUUCGGCGUGCCCCGGAGGUUCUACUCGCACGCGGUCAUGAAUGAGGAGUACCGCUUCCUACCAAUUUUCCGAAAACCUUUUGUCGAGAACCUCUUGAGGGCCUUUCAGGGUAAAGCGGAAACUGAGUUCUUCAACUACGCUUACACCAAGGUCCCCCAAGUGAUGUUCCAGGAGCUAUCGCACAUCCUGUACCCCAGCCAGGUUCCCAACGCCCACUACUACCGGAACGUCCACUCAAUCUACAUUCCAUCGGUAAUGAUGUCCCCCUUCACAGUCGUGGACGAGUCCCUCGCUGCCAGCUACGGACUGGCAGGUUCCGUCGUGGCCCAUGAGAUAGGCCACUCCUUCGAUCCGAUUGCGGCUGGUCAAAGCUCGAACUUGAUGCCGUCACGUUCGCCACGCGUCCCCCGAUGGGAAGGUUACCAGAAAAGACUGGACUGUAUCGUGAGACUUUACGACGCGCUCGGGGUGCGCUCAGGAACUCGCAAUUACAGCAUGGCCACGCGCACCGAGAAUUUCGCCGACAUCUCGGGGCUGGAGAUGGUGCAAGCAGCUCUGGCGACUGACGCUUGCGUCGGACUCGAUGCGAAUUCUCCCAUCGCGGGGCUGACCAACAAGCAGCUGUUUUACGUGGCGCGCUGCUUUUUGUGGUGCACGUCGCGGGUCCGAGCAGCGGACACGAGACCAAGUAAUCCGCACAUCGCCAAUCUCCACAGGUGCAACACGGUGCUCGGUCAAUCGCCGGACUUCAGAAAUACGUUCAACUGCCCUAACGCUACUUCUUGCCCAAUUUUGACAUAA